Pristis pectinata (smalltooth sawfish) is the source of this 793-nucleotide messenger RNA. Its product is annotated as aquaporin-5-like. Lineage: Eukaryota; Metazoa; Chordata; Chondrichthyes; Rhinopristiformes; Pristidae. Gene Ontology annotation, biological process: transmembrane transport. The transcript is spliced from 4 exons. The coding region runs from base 1 to 765 and encodes 254 amino acids. Gene Ontology annotation, cellular component: plasma membrane. Gene Ontology annotation, molecular function: water channel activity. The record is from RefSeq and is a predicted model, not a curated record.
AUGGAGCAGCUGAAGCGGGAGGUGCAGAGCGAGUCCUUCUGGCGGACUCUGCCCGCAGAGUUCCUGGGCACGGCCGUGCUGGUGUUCUGCGGCGUGGCCGGAGCCCUGGGCUGGGCCGGCCAGCAGCCCGACACCCUGCAGGUGGCCCUGGGCUUCGGACUGGCCGUCUCCGCCGCCUCCCUCUGCACGCAGGGGGUGGGCGCCGGCCAGCUGAACCCCGCCGUCAGCCUGGCGCUGCUGCUCGGUCUGCGCAUCAGCCCGCUCCGGGCGCUGCUCUCCGUCCUGAUGCAGGGCUUGGGCGCGAUCGCAGCCUGCGCCCUACUGCAGGCGCUCACCCCGCCCGGGGUCCGCGGAGAGCUGGGGCUCAGCAAGCCUUCUGCAGGGGUUACACAGGUCCAGGCCUUGGUAGUUGAAGGCAUUGUCACUUUCCAGCUCGUACUGUGUGUUUUUGUCAUCUCACACAAGGAAAGCAACUUUGAAGGAUCUGCACACGUGGUCCUUGGCAUUUCUGUGACCCUUGGACAUUUGGUGGCGAUCCGCUUCACUGGAUGCAGCAUGAAUCCCGCACGGUCCCUGGGACCUGCCGUGAUAACAUCAAACUUCUCUCAGCACUGGAUCUUCUGGGUGGGACCUCUGCUGGGGGGAGUCUUGGCUGCGAUUGUGUACAGUUCUCUGCUGACACCAAAGAGGAUCAGGUGUGGAGACUGCCUGAGCAUGUUGAAGACAGAUGCCAAGCUGGAACACAAGGUGGAGUCCCAGCCCUAGACACAAGGGCAGCCUGGCUCCAAUACAC